This is a messenger RNA of Ruditapes philippinarum (Manila clam), 1357 nucleotides long. RefSeq lists its product as uncharacterized. Bases 2 to 1357 code for a protein of 451 amino acids. The transcript has a single exon. The record is from RefSeq and is a predicted model, not a curated record. Lineage: Eukaryota; Metazoa; Mollusca; Bivalvia; Venerida; Veneridae.
UAUGGCAUCCUCCAACGAAAACGAAAUUGUUUACUCAAGAAAUCAUCGUUGCAAAGCUUUACUGAAAGAAACUGACUUAAAACCUAAUGACCAUCCUUUGCAUUUGAUUAUUUCUAGGAAAUCUGCAUCUUCACUUGGCAUUUCAGCGGAUGACAACCAAAUAUAUUUGUCGUUAUGGACGAACACGAAAGUUUCUCAAGAAAUUAUGACACACCCACCUGGGAAAAGUCAGGGAUGCAUAUUUCAAAGAAUGUUAUCAAAUAGCCAAAAUUUCCCCGAAAUUCUUGUACCUGAAUCAGAUGAAGGUAAUGUAGAUGUGGAGGAUAUGACAACUGGUUUAGAUAUUGAAGUGUUUGUCACUGUUAGGGUCAGAAAUGAGGAUGUGGAAGAAUCAAGUGAAUAUGAUAUAACAUUGACUUGUAGUCAGCAGUUUCUUACCCAUUACAAUAUAGAGAAUACAACAGUCUUUGUCCGUCCAGUCAAAUUAUAUCCAGUUAGUAACGUUGUGCUUGGUGUAAGUAGUCAUGAAACCUUUCAGUGGCUUACAAACAAAAAGUUUUGCAGUCGACUAUUAUUAGAGAUUCAGUCAAACUCGGUACUGAUUAGGACAAAGGAUGUUUUCCUUUCUUCAUAUGGGAACUUCCUUGAAGAUCCUGAUUUCAAAAGAAAUUUUUAUUUUGACAUAUUUGUUCUUGAAUGCUCACCAGUUCAGCAAGGUUUAAUUACAUCAAAGACAGAAUUUGUGUUAACUUAUCUUGGAGAUUUAGCAGCAGAACAAGAACAUUUUAAGUCUAAAAUGGAAUCCCUAGUGUCAAAUCCUAGACAGGGUGACCGCAUGAUUACUGGACCAUUUAAGGAUAUUCUUAUGUCAGACUUCAGCUUUGCUGUAAAUCCUAACUAUCUAAGUCCUGAAAUAGACCUGGAUGAACCAGAUUCAAUGCCAAGCUUUAAGAAAAAAGCAAAUGCCAUACAAAAUUGGAAAAAGAAAUCUAGAAGUGAAAUAGUUGGACAUUUUGAAUAUGAAGUUGUUCCUCAGCAGCCACUUUUUAGAAGAAUGUUAUGGAGGGAAGAAAAAGUACAAAAUUUUGAUCCCUUAUACUUUGUUGGAAUGUCACGAAAGCAAAUGAUCAAAGAAGGUCUAUUUGAUAGUAGUUAUGUGUUGAUAUCACCCGAGUAUUAUAAUGAUGACUGUGAUGAUGACAAAACAUAUUCACGGAUAGAAAGACUUUGUAUGGUUAGAUGCUUAGGGAAAGAGUAUGACAAAUCAAGGCGACUUUUCAUAUCCCCGUUAUGUCUUUUCAACAUGCAGAAUAAACCACCAAUAGAGCUGCCUAUUUCUUUAAUAAUGAAGGUUUGA